GCUUGUUUACCAAUAAUUACCAUUCCCUAUUUCACACUUUCAUUUUUCACGGUACCAUAAGAUUAACGGUUGUCAGUUACUAAAUUAAUCCACGUUUUUAAUAAAAAAAUUAAGUAAUAAAAACUUUUUAUAACGGACUAGUGGAGACGUGGGUUCGGUCUUCAGACUUCAAAUUCUAAUACAACGGACGUUAAAAUGUUUACUUAUACAAAUCCUUGUAAGUCUCUUCCGAGGUCUCUUCAGGUUCAGUUAGAUAAAAUUGAACAAUCACCAUUGACAACACAUAGAAAACGUAAAUUAUUUUGUGUAGACAAUUUGGAUGAAAAUAUCUCUCCAUCCAAAGUGUAUGAUCCUGAACAUGCUUUUCCUGAAACAUCUUUUAAUAUGAAUCCAACUGAAUUAAGUCCUAAUCUGGGUGAACAAUUUGAAAGCCUUAUUUCGAAACCAAAGAAUGAACAAUGUUUAUCAUCAAUUGCCACAGUGGAAUCUUCAACUUCUCAGCUGAUUGAACAUAAUACUAUAACACCAUUGAAAUCGAAAAAUGUUAAAGGAGUUGAAUGUCUUUCAAAUGAAACCUUUAGUUUAAACAAAAUUCAAAAUAACAAAGCUGACUAUGAAGUAAAAGCUUCAUGUUCUUAUGAUUAUAAAAAGAUAACACCCGAAGAUUUUGGUGAUGAACGAGUUACCCGCUCACAUUAUAAUCCAAAGGUUAAAGCAAAACCAUUUAAAGAUAGUAAGUCAACGAGUAAAAAAAGACCUAGAUCCACCAGCCGAGAACAAAAAACAAAAAUAAAUUUGUUUCCUGAUGUUAUAUUACCGUCUAAGAAGUCUAUAGAUAUAAAAUCAUGUAAAAAGAAAGAAAAGACUAAUUUAACUAAAAAAAACAAAACUCCUAAACAAUCUUCUUCGAAAAAAAAUGUUUGGACAGAGUACAUGCAUCAAGACAAACCUGAACGUAUUCUAUUGGAACAAGACAAUAACAGAAAAUUUUUCAAAUCUAAAGUGGUUCAUAAUGAUACACCAAAUAAGAAAAAAGAUAAUGGCUUUAACUUUAAAGUUAUAAAUUGGAAUGAUGAAAAUAGUAAUAGUUCUAGAGUUGAACUCAAUGAGUCUAAUUUAAAUAGUCCAAAAAUACUCAAUGAUAACAACAUUGAUGAAAAUGGACAAAAUAUAAAUAAAUGUGAAUUGUUGGAUGAUAACCAUAAUGAGAACUCUAAUGUAGAAAAAUGUCUUGCUGCUUAUUCUUCUCCAGCUGCUCGUCGCCUAAAAGAAGUAUCAAAUUCUUCAAUUAAUCUCAAUGACACGGUCAUAAACGAACCAGCUUAUACUUCUAUUGAUUUCAAUGAUACGAUCAUUAACGAAUGUGCUGCUAUUGAUGCUUCAGUAAAUGUAUCUUCACAAACUAAUUUGUUCCCAAUUUUCAUAAAUGAAAAUCCUCCACUUAGUCGCACUAUUUGUUCUAGUGAAAAAAAGAGUACAAUGCGAAAAGGAAGAAAAAUUAUUGAUGAUACUCAAUACCAGAUUUAUGCAGGUCAAAAAAAGUUAGGUGGUUUUUUGUGCAAAGAAUGUGGACUUUAUUAUUCAAGAGGAGAACCAGAAGAUGAAGCGGAACAUGACAAAUACCAUAAAGCCAAGGAUAUUUUUAAGUAUAAGAGCUCAAAAAAUGAAAAAGUUAUUUUUAAAGAUAUUGAUGAACGCAUAGUUGUAAUAUCUGGAUCAGAUACUAAAAUAUUAUGUUCAAAAGCUUUAGAGGUGAUGUUAUAUGUUGAUAAAGAACUUGGAUGUUAUACAGAAUGUUCUGUUUUACCCACAACUAAAAAAGUUCACUUGUAUAUAAAAAAAAGACAAGUGAUUGGAUGCCUAGUAAUAGAUCUCAUAUCACAGGCUUAUCGUAAUCUAGAAACUGAAACAGAAGACAUGGUUGUUGUAUCUGAAGAAUCAUAUCCCGUCAAAGCAGGCGUUAACAGUAUAUGGACAAAAUGGGACUGUCGCAAUACUGGGAUUGCAAGAAAACUGCUAGACUAUUUCCGUAAGAAUUAUACAUUUGGUCAUAUAUUGGCACUUGAUGAAAUAGCGUUCACAGUGCCUACACGCUCAGGCAAAGCAUUUAUUAAAAAGUACACUAACAGAAAUGAUUUUUUAGUUUAUACUGGAUGGUAAUUAUUGCGGUUUGUCAUUCCCCAUGGCAAUGUUAAUUUUUGAUUAUAUCUAGUUAUAUUGUAUUUCUUAGCAAAGUUUUGCCCUGAUAGUUUCAGACAAUAAGAUAAAUAUAAUAAUAAUAUGUAGUAUUCAAAAGUAAUUUAUUUUUGUUAAUUUAUUGUUAUACAUAAAUUAUUUUUUUUGGACCAAGUGUUAUUUUUACAUUUUGUUUUUUACACUGUUAUUAAAUGAGAAAAUAAAUGCUUCUAUCAUUUUAUUUUCAUGAAAAUAAAAAUUUUACUUAAAUAU
Molecule: messenger RNA, 2448 nt
Organism: Metopolophium dirhodum (rose-grain aphid)
Lineage: Eukaryota; Metazoa; Arthropoda; Insecta; Hemiptera; Aphididae
Product: N-acetyltransferase ESCO2-like
Exons: 9
Coding region: 196-2160 (654 amino acids)
Biological process (GO): mitotic sister chromatid cohesion
Cellular component (GO): chromatin; nucleus
Molecular function (GO): protein-lysine-acetyltransferase activity
Source: RefSeq, a predicted model, not a curated record